CAGCAGCAAUGGGAGGCCGUACAGGGACCCAUUGACACACUCUGGACCUGGCAGCAGCAUGAGGAGGCGGUACAGGGGCCCAUGCAGAUUACGGGCCAGGCAGCAGCAAUGCAGGAGCCGUACGAAGGGACCCAUGACACACUCUGGACCUGGCAGCAAGCAUGAGGAGGCGGUACAGGGGCCCAUGACAGAUUACGGGCCUGGCAGCAGCAUGAGGAGUCGGUACGGGGGGGGGCCCAUGACACACUCUGGACCUGGCAGCAGCAUGAGGAGGUGGUAAAGGGGCGCCAUGAGACACUGUGGACCUGGCAGCAGCAUGA
Messenger RNA from Staurois parvus, 320 nucleotides. The record is from the annotation of a GenBank genome assembly. Lineage: Eukaryota; Metazoa; Chordata; Amphibia; Anura; Ranidae.